AUGUAUACUUCCAUCGUCGCCUGCCCAUCGCUCCACCCUUCCUCGUUUCCAGCCCGACCGUCGGACCGUCACGCCGGACCGCACCUUCCGAAUCGGCAGAGAUCGAUCGAAGUCGCGGCAGGGAGGGACGGCUACGGAUGGGACUACAGCGGCGGCGGCGGGCUUGUCGACGAGAAUAUGAUCGUGCUCAGGAAGAGGAUCCACGAGAUGAAGAUGGCCGAGAGGAAUUAUGAGGCGCCGUCGGAAUGGAUGGACUGGGAGAAGCGCUACUACGCCAGAUACCACGCCGACGUCUCCGACAUCCUGUGCUUGUUGCAGACCCUACUGAUGAACACAAGGCCUAGCGUCGCCAUCGGAUUGAUGGCGGUGCUUGCGUUGAGCGUUCCGACGUCGGCGAUCUUGAUCUUGUUCCAUCUGAUCCAGGCCUCGAAGUGGAUUCUGGCCGGAAUGCAUCUCGGUUGA
This is a messenger RNA of Musa acuminata AAA Group (dessert banana), 462 nucleotides long. RefSeq lists its product as uncharacterized. NCBI's taxonomy places the organism in Eukaryota, Viridiplantae, Streptophyta, Magnoliopsida, Zingiberales, Musaceae. The record is from RefSeq and is a predicted model, not a curated record. The transcript has a single exon. The coding region runs from base 1 to 462 and encodes 153 amino acids.